Molecule: messenger RNA, 2226 nt
Organism: Epinephelus moara (kelp grouper)
Lineage: Eukaryota; Metazoa; Chordata; Actinopteri; Perciformes; Serranidae
Product: desmoglein-2-like
Exons: 8
Coding region: 1-2226 (741 amino acids)
Biological process (GO): homophilic cell-cell adhesion
Cellular component (GO): desmosome; membrane
Molecular function (GO): calcium ion binding
Source: RefSeq, a predicted model, not a curated record
AUGAGUUUAUUGCUGAUGGCCACAGGCAGAAAAUAUGCUAAAGGCUAUGAUCCUGACAACUGGCUAUUGAUUGACCCAGAAACAGCAGAGAUUAGACUUCAAAAGUUCCCCGACAGAGAGUCCCCAUCUGUGAUUAACGGAACUUACUACGCUGAAAUACUGAGUCUGAGUGAGGACAGGCGUUUUGGGAUUGCCACUGGAACAAUAGCGUUGAAGGUGGGAGAUGUGAAUGAUGACUGCCCCACAUUGACCAACCACGUGGAGUACAUCUGCUCAGACACUGAGGUGAUUAAUGUUACGGCAGUGGAUAAAGAUGGAGAUCCAAAUUCAGCCCCUUUCACCUUCCUCCUUGUGGAAGAGGAGAGCCGAGGAGAUUGGAGGGUUGAACCUUUAAAUGGUACCAGUGCAUCCCUCAGGGCUUUGAAACUUCUUUGGGCUGGUCACUACCAGGUCGCCUUCAUCAUCCAGGAUCAGCAGGGCCUCGCCUGCCCAGACCCUCAGUACCUGGACCUACAUGUGUGCUCCUGUGAGAAAGGAGAGACCUGCAGACCAGCAGGUAUAGAUGGUCUAACAGCUUCUCGCAAGGAAUCCUCAUCUACAUUUGGAAGACUGGGAGUGGGGGCACUGAUCCUGGGACUUCUGAUGCUGCUUGCUGUAGGUGUCUUACUGAUAACCUGCUCACGUGGAGGAGAAUCAGGGAGCUUCUCUGAUUUCCCUUUUGAUACCACAGAACACUUGAUUGUCUAUCAUACAGAGGCCCGAGGCGAGAACAAGGAGGUCCCUCUGCUUAGCUCUCCAGUCCAGACAAAGUCUGCUGCCGUAGCUAAAUUAUCAGCCAGCAAUGGAGCUUCCAACACCAAAGCAAACACAACAGCUACCUUAGGGAAUCUUCAGAUGGGCUCUGCCAACAAAACCUACACGUCGAGGUAUGGGGCUGAUAGCAGAAACUGGGAGAGCAGCUUUGGAGAAUCCAGAGAGACCCGGACAGAGUUUUACUCGAUGGAGGAGGAACUGUUACGGUUUGACAGCAUGGAUGACAUUGCCCUCUCUGAUGUUUUCUUGCAUCAGUACUACUCUCAGAAAGCAAGAUGUGCUGCAAAAAAUCAAGCAGCAAGAGAUUGUGUGCUUGAGUAUGAGUAUGAGGGCCAGGGCUCCCCUGCUGGCUCAGUGAGCAGCUGCAGCCUCCCAGACUCUGACAAAGACCAGCACUUCCUUGAUGACCUCAGGCUGAAGUUCAAGAAGCUGGCUGACAUCUGUUCUCCUCCUCGACCUCCGACACCUCUAAGUUUUGUCACCCAGCAGGUGGAUAAAGUUGACCACAUUGCUGCGCCCUUAUUGGAGAGUAAACCACCCAGCAUCCAUGGCAAGAUCCAAGAGCAAACCCAAAAUGUCAGCAUCACCCAGUCACCCACCAGUGACAUCGGCUUAAGUAGGACCUCCACCAGCAGCACGCAUAGGCAAAAAACAACCAGUGUCCCAAGUUUAAGCAGGAAAUCCACCAGCAGCACCCAUGGGAAAAAAUCCACGAGUGUCACAGGCUUUGAUGGAACAGCUUGUGGCAGCAUUUACAGCCAGUUUUCACACAUGCCUCAUUCACCCCAUAUUAGUCCUGUUACCACAGCCAUGAUGCCCUCUGUGGCUCAGAUGCUUGUACUACAGCAGCAGCCAGUCUACUACACCACCACCCCUAUGAUGCAGCCAAUGCAUUACAUAGUCCAACCACAACUUCAGAACACAGUGCUUCUGGCUGAUGGGCCUGUCAGCAACCUGCAGGGUAAUUCCCCCGUGUAUCUGCACGGGGGAAACACUGCUGGGACUUUCAGUCUGGGUAGAAGAAGAGGCAACAGAGUGAUGGAGGAUAACCAGGGAGUAAAGACAUGGACAUUUUCUCAUGGCCCAGGAGUAGUGAUGGGUGUCAGGAAGAGUGGUCGAAGGAUCAAGUCAGAGAGUGGAGAGGCAGCUGAGACAUGUCAUAGUAGUACAGGGAUGCAGACAGGUCGACGCAUCAGUUUGGGAGCAGUAGAGUUUGGAGAGGAACAGCUAGUGUUCACACAGGAAGGAGACAUGAGAAGAAGGGUGGGAGGGGACCUGCCUGGGGAGAGUGGUAGGAAGUGUCUUGCAACGGAGGUCCAACACAUCACUGUCCUUGAGGUAAAGGCAGUGUUGGUGAGGUCCGACAACCACCCUUCAUCAACAGACAGGGCGGAGUUUGGUCUGCUGCCCUGA